Messenger RNA from Symbiodinium sp. CCMP2592, 1248 nucleotides. NCBI's taxonomy places the organism in Eukaryota, Dinophyceae, Suessiales, Symbiodiniaceae. The record is from the annotation of a GenBank genome assembly.
AUGGAGACGGACCAGCCAUGGCUCUCCGGGCAGAAGUACAGCUUCUAUCAGGACAACUCGCAUUUUCCUUGGGCGGCCUCGAAAGAAAGGGUCCAGAAAGUUGCUGAAGUCUACGUGCAGCUGGAGGACGACGCCCGAGUGUUGGUUUGCCGACGCCGAGUUUUUGCCAAUCGGGUAAUACGACUCUGGGUGGAGGAUGCGCCUGAACGAGGGGGCAUCCUUAUUCGUGCUCACGACGAGGCUGCCGGGGGUUGUGGGCAUUUGGACAUAUCAGAUGAUCAGCUGCGGCAUGCAUACCGCCACUUCGCGCAUGGCCGGCUAGGCGGGAUGCCUGCCCAGAUGGCACUGCCGCGAGACGGUGUCAUGAAGGGCUUGCCUCCAGUGAAGACAGACGAGGCUAUGGAGGUGGCUUUGACACAGGAGUUGGUAGCGAGCUUGCUGGACGCCGUCCGUUUCGAGGUCAACAGUUUCGGGGAUGAAUGGACCAUCUACUUGCCUGGAUUCGGGCUCAAAGCAAGAUCCGAGGUGCCCCAAGGUCCAGCAAUGCAAGUAACUGCGCAGCCGCCCGUCGCAGGCAUGCCAGCCCGGAAGCUUUCGGAUGGCGGCCAUGGCGGCGCAGGACACUUGCCACCGCCACCAGGUUCCGGCCGAGUUGAUCUUCCCACUGGCGAUCCGCAUCUCUCAGGAGGCCGCCGCGAUCAACACCGGCACCCGGACCACUUUAGAGGCCGAGCUACCCGGAACUCCGAGCAAAGCGCGGGUCACGGCGGCCAGGGGCCGAUCCCAAACCGAAGGACGAUCGCGUCCGCUCAGGGGGAACCUCUACAGCUGCCUGGUGAGCCACUAACAGGUGAGGAGUGUGACCUUCCCGAAGAGGAUGUGCACACGGCGCAGCGCCCUCGAACGAGUGAGUGGUACAACACUAACGGCAACAUGCUGUUGGCAAGGCCUCUCUCAGCACGCGCGCGGCCCUCCUCGGCGCCCCGACCGACGUCCCCGUCGCGGAAGCCGUGGAUUCCUCCUGGUAUACCAAAGGGCCAUCAGAUGCCACCUACCCUGCUCAACUUGGACAGCCCCAGGCCUCGAUCCGCGCCGCGGCGAAGGAGCCGGCCUGUUAGCGCUCAGCAGUCCAAGCGAAACGGUCCCUGGCCCGGGCGAAGAGUGGCGCCCUGGAUGGACACAGCUAGGGCAGGACUCCCCGAGUCUUGGCCCGAUGGCAACGACUUCGCCCGAGGUACUACACUAUGA